AUGGCUUCCCGCGUCCUCGCUUCCAGACUCGCCACCUCGAUGGCUGCCGCUCGCCCUGCCAUGCGCACGGCUGCUGCUAAGCGCACUUUUGCUGCCGCUGCCCGCCCCAGCCCCUUCCAGGCUGUCAAGCGCCAGCAGACCCCCAGCCUGCUGACCCAGGCUGCCACCAAGAAGGCUGCCUUCAACGGCCGCCGCAUGUACAGCUCCGAGAUUGCCCAGGCCAUGGUUGAGGUCUCCAAGAACAUUGGUAUGGGCUCUGCUGCCAUCGGUCUGACUGGUGCCGGUAUUGGUAUCGGCCUGGUCUUCGCUGCCCUGAUCCAGGGUGUUGCCCGCAACCCUGCCCUCCGUGGCCAGCUGUUCUCGUACGCCAUUCUGGGUUUCGCCUUCGUCGAGGCCAUUGGUCUGUUCGACCUGAUGGUUGCCCUCAUGGCCAAGUUCACGUAA
Molecule: messenger RNA, 444 nt
Organism: Sporothrix brasiliensis 5110
Lineage: Eukaryota; Fungi; Ascomycota; Sordariomycetes; Ophiostomatales; Ophiostomataceae
Product: F-type H+-transporting ATPase subunit c
Exons: 3
Coding region: 1-444 (147 amino acids)
Biological process (GO): proton motive force-driven ATP synthesis; proton transmembrane transport
Molecular function (GO): proton transmembrane transporter activity
Source: RefSeq, a predicted model, not a curated record